Molecule: messenger RNA, 558 nt
Organism: Canariomyces notabilis
Lineage: Eukaryota; Fungi; Ascomycota; Sordariomycetes; Sordariales; Chaetomiaceae
Exons: 1
Coding region: 1-558 (185 amino acids)
Source: RefSeq, a predicted model, not a curated record
AUGCGUCUGGCCGUCCCCUUCCUCGGCCUGCUGGCCACCGCCCAAGUCCAAGCCUACCUCGACGUAGGCCACCUCAUCGCACGCCAAACCUCCGUCCCCGAAGUCGAAGACAUGGGCGACUGCAUCUCCGCCAUCAUGGAAGUGGCCGGAUCCGCGCCCUUCCCACCGCCCGAAAUCAUCGACGUCAUGACCAGUUUCUACAUGACGGCCACGGGUGUCACCGACUACCAGUGCGGAUGGCAGACCGCUCUGCCCGGCGACCUGGUCGACGACUGGUACUCGUACCAGAGCCGGGUGCUGGACUGGUACUCGGCCAGCUCGGCCGAGCUGAACUCUGCGCUGCAGCACUGUCCGGCAGGGUAUGAGAGCUCUGCCGGUCCGUGUAGUAAGAGUAUCUCUGGGCUUGCGGCGCCGGUGCCUGCUACUGGGACUGCUGGUGGGAAUGGGGGUAGUGGUGGUGGGGCGACGAGCAAGAAUGCUGCUCCGAAGGAGACGGGGUAUGUGGUGUUUACUGGUGCGGCGGUGGCUGGGUUAUUGGGAGUUGUUGCGGCUCUUUGA